This is a messenger RNA of Anas platyrhynchos (mallard), 7099 nucleotides long. RefSeq names its product potassium channel tetramerization domain containing 5 (gene KCTD5). Lineage: Eukaryota; Metazoa; Chordata; Aves; Anseriformes; Anatidae. Gene Ontology annotation, cellular component: Cul3-RING ubiquitin ligase complex; cytoplasm. Gene Ontology annotation, molecular function: cullin family protein binding. Gene Ontology annotation, biological process: protein homooligomerization; proteasome-mediated ubiquitin-dependent protein catabolic process. The record is from RefSeq and is a predicted model, not a curated record.
CGGGGCCCUUCCGGUGGGCGGUGCGCCCGCGGGCCCGUGGCUGGGGCGGGCCCUUCCGGCGGCGGCGGCGAGGAUGGCGGCGGAGAACCACUGCGAGUUCCCGGGCACCCCGGCCGGCGGCCUGGGAGGCCCGGGCGGGCCCUGCCGCCGGUGCAGCUCGGCGCCGCCCCCCGGCGCCGUGCCGGGCAAGUGGGUCCGGCUGAACGUGGGAGGCACCUGCUUCCUGACCACUCGGCAGACGCUCUGCAGGGACCCCAAGUCCUUCCUCUUCCGUCUGUGCCAGGCCGACCCCGACCUGGACUCGGACAAGGAUGAAACAGGUGCCUAUUUAAUAGACAGAGACCCGACCUACUUUGGGCCAGUGCUGAACUAUCUCAGACAUGGGAAACUGGUUAUUAACAAGGACCUAGCUGAGGAAGGUGUACUGGAAGAGGCUGAAUUCUACAAUAUCACAUCACUAAUAAAACUGGUAAAGGACAAAAUAAGAGAAAGAGACAGCAAAAUCUCACAGGUGCCAGUCAAACACGUGUACAGGGUGCUGCAGUGCCAGGAAGAGGAACUCACUCAAAUGGUCUCCACAAUGUCUGAUGGCUGGAAAUUUGAACAGCUUGUCAGUAUAGGUUCCCAGUAUGGCUGUGGCCGGGCCCAGCAGUCAGAGUAUCUGCUGAUAGUGUCACGGGAAGUGAAAGGGGAAGAGAGAUGCUUCCAGAAAUGCUGCAGUGAGCUGGUCAGUAUUGGUUCUUCCUAUAACUAUGGCAAUGAAGAUCAGGCUGAAUUUCUGUGUGUUGUCUCGAAGGAAUUGCAUAACACUCCCUAUGGCACAACCAGUGAGCCCAGUGAAAAAGCAAAGAUUUUGCAAGAACGAGGUUCCAGGAUGUGAAGACAGUAUUGAACGGUGAAGAUUUUUUCUCUUUUAUUCCAAGAUGCAGUGAAUUGUCACAUUGAAGAGGCUUGGCUGCAAAAGAAAAAAUCUGAUUUAGACAAUUUUCUGUUGAUCUGGGUUUCAACCAUUUUUGCCUAUAAGCUGGUGUCAACUGGCUGAAAGCAUUGCAAGAUUACUUAAUGGGAAUAGAUGGUGUGGGAGGAGUGUGUUUUAAGUUUUGGUUGUAGUGCAUGGUUAUACUGUCUUAUGGGCUGACUGACAAGGGCCAUUUGAAAAGAAAUGACCAUGCACUUAUAUUUUCCUCUGAGACAUGUAGCACUUAAUGCUUGGUGCUGGAUGACCCAAUGUUGAUCAGUUUGCAGAGAUUUUCCUACUAAUCAUUGUAAACAUUUAAAGGACAAUGCAAUUGGUGCUACACACACACGUUACAGCCCACAAAUGCAAAUAUUUGGGCCUACUUUGUUUUCGAAUCAGUGACAGCCCUAGUUGACUGUCUUCUACUGCACAUUCCUUAUGGCUCUGUGACAUUCUAUUUUGUAAGAACAGCCUAGGAGAUCAACUGAAACUAGCAUGUAAAAAGUUACACAACAGACAAAAGGUUUCUUUAAAGGAAGGUUGUAUAUAUUGACUGUGGGUUUAUGGCAUAUGUUAAUACACAAAGGGAAGACUAAACUCUGAGAAAAUGGCCUUCAUCUGAGUAAUUCUUGAUGUUCUUUCUCUCAAAUCAGUCUCCUCCUGCAAAAGUUAUGCUCCAGUCUUAGCCAGAUGUUUGGAAGGGGAAUCAAAAUUCACUUAAAAUGAACAACUGAACUUUCUUUCUUUUGAGAUAUUUGUAUUCAAAUGUGUGUUUGUACUUUUAAAAAUUCCUGUAAGUGUUGACCUCUAUGGAUUACAGUAGAGAUUUUUCAAGAGCUGGAAGUUUUACAGAAAUAUGGUUGGUUAGUCCUAGAUCCCUAUCUCUGUGGCUGGGAUUAAAAGCAACCUAGAGCGUGAACACAAGCUCAUGCAAUCGAAAUACUUAAUUACUUCAUACAUUCAAGAUACCUGUAAUCAAUCUUUCUAUACUGUUUCAACUAUGCAGUUAAAGAACACCGUUUGAAUACAUCUGGUGCAGCUUUAUUAGUUUAUGUCCUUGAUGAAGGCUAAUACACAAGACUGGAGCUUUUUAAUACACUAUGUUUUGAGCAAAAUCUUCCACACAUCUUUAAAACACUUAAUGAUAUUGACGGUAUAAAACUCAGCUUCAUUGACUUAAUAGCUGAAAGCAGUGGAAGGGAGUUUCAAAAAGCUGUAAGAUUGUUUUGAAUUCUACAGACAUUUGUUUUCAUUCUCAGUAACAUCAGAAUUUAUGCAUAUACUCUAGGUAAUCCUUUACACAAAAGCCCCAUUGUCAAACACCCAGGGUCUACCUUUAUUUAUUUUUUUUUUUUUUUUUUUCAAAAAAAAAAAAUAAUAAUAAUAAUAAAAAAAUUAUACAUUGAUAAAGGUUUGGCAGGAACAAUUUGUAAAAAAACAUUUCUACUAAGCUGGUUAAACAGUGGGCUAAAUGUUUUGUCCAUGCGACUAAUGCUUGAAAGGGUUUGUAAUGCAUUUUGCCACUUGGAUGUGGUCUGCACUGGAAGCUGCUGGCCCCUCCACAACAACACAUAAAAUGUUUGUCUUUUUUUAAAAUGUUAAAACUGAAUUGAAUUUACUAAAAAUGUAAUUGUGUAGGGAGCAAUGUUUAUACUUUUAUACUUUUUUAGGCACCCAUAUUUUAUCAGCUUAAAUUUAACACCCAAGUUUCCCCUAAAUAAUAACAGAUUAUCUUAUGUAUCUGAAUAUAAGCAUACCUAUUGUCUGUGUUAAGUACAUAUUAAAACAUUUCCUCUGCUGCAGUAGUCACUGUGUUUUUAAACAGCAUGACUCCACCAUAUUCCCUGAGUUCUCUAGCUCAUGGAAUUGCAGCCAACUACUAGGUUUCUUGUUUUCUUGAUGUGCUUUACAGAGCAACGCAGCAUUGGCCUAAUUGGAUUCUAAAGCCCAAAAUAUCUGUGUAAUGAUCCUUCCAAAUCUGUAUUUCUGUUGUCUCUCUUAUUUAACUCCUCCCAAAAUGAGUAUUUUUGUCUUAUGAACUGAAAUUUUCAAGAAUGGCAGCAGCAAAGAAUAAGUAACAAGCUGAGCAAAACCAGAACAAAUUUAGAGUAUGUAAGAGGGUGGUUUUUUUCUAAGUAUGUUUUUUCCACUGGAGUUUUUUUCAGUUUAAAAACAUGUUUUUAUGGUGAGAUUACCUGCUAUCUAGUUUACAUUGUAUCCGUGUUGUAGCCAAUUUGGGGGAAAUGGGUGGUUAAUCAUUCUGCACUUUGUUUCCAAUACCUCACACAGGUUUUAAACAAAACAACAAAAAAAGAGAGAACUUUAAUAGGUACCUUGUAAAUUAUUUUAUAUAUGCUAUUGUUUGAGACCACCUAACUACCUACUUUUCCAUUCUUGCUAUUGUCAUUGUUGCUUUAAUUUUUGUAAACAUCUGAGGCUUUGAGAUAGUUGGAAGUGCAAUUAUAUGCCUUUUUCAAGGCAUUAAGAAUCAAUCCCUCAAAAAGUAUGGUUUCUUUUUAUUUGACUCUUGUAAUGUCAAAUGAAGUUAGCUAUAGUAACAAGGUUGUUGUAUUAGAGUCCAGUCUACAUCAAGUUUUGCAAACAUUGCUUCAUAUGUUAACAUCUUGCAGGAUGAGGUAAUGUACUGAUGUAGUUUAAACUGGAGUCCUUUGUGUCUUUGCUGUCAUUUGGGGAGUAUUUACCUCAAGCAACCUGCCUGUGAUGAUGUCAAAGUGAUAUGUACACUGAAGGAUCUGUAGUUGAAAAGUUAAACUGCAAAAGCAUGAGAUGAACUAUGGAUUUUUACAGCUUAUCUUUAAAUCAAAACAGUACUCCAGGCUAGAAUUUAUAGAAUCAUUUCUAUGAUUCUAUGAAUUUAGGAUCCUGAGCAUAAAAAGAUUAUAGCGGAAGAAAGUAAUGCAGGAAGGGAGAGGUACCAAAAUAAACAGUCAAUCAAGGUAAGCUCUCAUGAAAAAAUAAAAUUCUACGGAAGGUUAAGCUUUCUACACCUUCACUAUAUGAAUAUUCAGUGAAGUAGUUUGGCAUGUUGACCAUGGAAAACGAGGUUACUUCAGUAGAUUAUUAGAGGAUUUCUUAAAUGUCUGUCAUUUCUUAAAUGCAAAACUUAUGUAAAAACUGAAAAGUUCAAACUUACAGUAGCCAUUUCUUUCUUAAAGUUAGGAAACAGAUUGUUUGGACUUAAAUUUAGACAAGUUAUUUUUUUGUAUGGGAGACAACUGUUUUCUGUGAAAUACUUUUGGAUUUCAGAAGGUGACAAAUCAAGAGUUUAUCUGCAAUGAACAUGUCAUUCUGGAGCUGCUAAGAUGUGAAUGUCACCUGGUCCAUAACUGUUCAAAAGUAUAGUCUGACUCAGCUCCCACAGUAAAUGAGAAAUAGCUUUUUUAAUUAAAGAUUCAAGGUUACCUGGAAUUUUCUCCUACUUAUUAUGGAGUUAUUAAGGAGUCUGAAUAAUUGCAGUUUGUUAUCUGUUAGUAACUUAAUUGUGUGUCACAGGCUUGAUUGUAUUUAGAAGCUUAUAUUGAUUGUCUACUGAACUUUCAGUCCUCAGAAUCAUAUACUCAAAACAUUUGAAAAAAUGUUCUGUUUUUUUUUUUUUUUUCAAAUUUAGCCAGGUGUCUUGUAAUGAUACCAGUUUCUUUCAUCUUUCACCCUAGCUUUAGUAAAAGAUAUUUCUGAAAAAAAAAAUGAGCUCAAGAUUCCAUCUAAUUUCUUGUCUUCAGAUUUUCUUCAGACAGUAGCUGUGUAGCUCCAUUUCUAGUAAUGUUUAUGAACAGUCAUGAUUGAUUAGAAAUGGUAUUAUUUCCUGAAGAUACCAGAAUUGAAUCAAUCUCCUCCUUCUCUGAGAGAGUUUUUUUUUUUUUCAGGAGAAAAAUGUAAAUUUCUAGCAGAUUAAACAAAAGUAUAUGCAAGUGUAGGCCUGUGCAGGGAACCAGUGUGUUGAGUGGGAUGAUGGUAUUUUCAGAAUUCUCAGAACAGAACACUGCAUUCUCUGAACAUCUGUUGAGGUUGUUGGAAGUUGUUGAUCUCUUUUUGAAGCAGUAUCACCAACAAAUUAACACACUCAUAUUAAUAACAAAUUACCAUUUUACUGGUAUUAUAAAAAUGAACUUACAAUGCAAAAAUGCAGAAAUGUGUGAAUGAAUGCAAUUAUAUAGAAAAUAGAUUAUAAUGUGUACUGUCCAAUCAUUCAGGUAUACUGGAGUACAUUCCUUGAAAAGUAAUGAGAGAACAGAAAUACUGGGCUUUUCACGGAGAUCAAAGUAAAGUGAAAAAAAGAGUCUGAAGAUGAAGUGUGGCAUUUUGUUCACUUAAAAUGUGAUAAAAUCAGAAAGUGUCGUUCUCCUAUUUUAUUUGCUCUUUCCACAUCAAAAAUCUCUUUUAAGUUUUUCAAAUUAAUUUCUUAAAUCAGCCAUGAAAGGUGGGGCCCUUGAAAAAGACCUGGGAUUUUGCUUUGCCUUUAACAGUACCUGCUAGCUCAGGACAGUGAAGUAUCUUCUAACACAGACAUUUUGAAAUAUUUAGUCUGAGGAUGCUGUCUGUUUGCUUCAUUGUAGUUUAUACUGUAGUUAUUUCUAGCUUUAAGUACGAUCUCAGGAAAUUACCUGGGUUUGCAUGUAGGAUUAUUGAUUCUUAAAAUAGCAAAAAUACUCCAUUUAAAAAUGUGGACACCUGUCUGAACUCAGUGUAUUACAACUUCUCUUUUCUUUUGGUUCACAACAAGCAGUAGCUGUCUUUAAAGGCUUCUUACUAAACUGAAGCUUUAAAGGGCUAAAUAGAUCUUUUAUUGCUCAGUUUGCCUAAGUGAAGGAACUCUUUUCAGUGCAGAAAUGUUAAGGGCUAAAAUACUUUCCAGGGCUAAUCUGGGGUUCCAGGAAAAAUGAAUAAAUAAAUAAACUUCUAAAAACCAGAUAGUUUUUUUUUUUUUCUUCUUCUAACAGAUGCUACAAUCAUUUUUAGAAAUUGCAGAUACAAGUGUGUUCCUGUCUUGCUUGGCAUUUCAAUACGCAACUUGUUAAAGAGUAGAGCAGAGAAGACAGCACAUUUGCGUACCACUUCAUUAUUGCCUAUGUUGAAAUUUAACAACUUUUGUGAAUAGAACUGGCAAUAGAGAGGCUUUGAGGAAAAUUCUAUGACAGGAAAUUCUUGCUGAGUAUUUCAUUGCAACUUAGCAGUCCUUUACUUUUGCAAAGUCUACCAAGGCAUAGUAACUACUAUAAUCAGAGAAAAUUACUUCAAGUUAUUUUGAUCCUUUCGGGGUGGCUGUGGCAGGAGAAAGUUCUAUAAGAGUAUUCUCCUUGCUGUAGAAAGCUGAGCCUAAGUUUUGACUCAACUGGAAGUUGAGACUUCCAGGCCUGGUCAUAUGAAAUGUAAGAGCUGAUACAUCUAUGUACCUGAUUCUUGCUCCUUGAAGAUUUUCCAAAAGAGUAUGCACAGUUUUACUGAAACUUAAGUUGGCCGAUGUAUACUUGCUAGGAUGAAGCAAGUGCCAAGAUGUUGUAAAAGAAGCAUUGCCACACUGUCUACUUCGGACUGCACCAAGAUCACCAAACCGAACAAGUAUCAAAUGGCAAUUAUUUGUACUCACUUUUGUAGUGAGCCUCAUCUGAGCCUGGCUAUGAAAAAUCUGUAAAUCUGUUUCCUAUAGGCUGUCGUGGCCCACCUACCUAAUUCAUCAGGUUGCUUGUUUUGGUUUUGUUUGUUUGAAAUUACUGGUCUCACAAUUACCUGUCCAUCAGCUGUGUUGCUGUCCAAGUGGCCAUACUUCCAACAUGUUAUUUCCUGGAUAGUGGAUUAGCAAUAACACUUCAUUUUGUGCCAAUUCAUUAUCUCUGAAGUGUUCUUACUGCAGCAGAGUUUGAUUUUUUGAUUUGGUUUUAAUGCUUUUGCAUUAGCCAAAACUCUUAGCACAGACAUGGACAAAAAAAAUGAAUCCAAGGAGUUUCCCUGGAUAAAAAAGAAUCUGCCAGGGCUUCCCAAAACAUCCGAAGUUUCUUACAGUUAGCCAUCAUUUUUAAAACAAAGAUACAAUUAAAAUGUGUGUGGGUAUUUUUUUAACCUCCUUUUCAUAACACUAGCAUAUUGUAAACUGCAUGAAAUAAAAUUGUUUUUUUCCCUUUUAAA